Molecule: messenger RNA, 4777 nt
Organism: Gorilla gorilla gorilla (western lowland gorilla)
Lineage: Eukaryota; Metazoa; Chordata; Mammalia; Primates; Hominidae
Gene: MAD2L1
Product: mitotic arrest deficient 2 like 1
Exons: 5
Coding region: 3466-4083 (205 amino acids)
Biological process (GO): mitotic spindle assembly checkpoint signaling
Cellular component (GO): cytoplasm; kinetochore; nucleoplasm
Source: RefSeq, a predicted model, not a curated record
AUAUUUUAUUUAAUUCAUGCAUGUAAAAUAUUAUUUCAAGAUGUAAUCAAUUAGAAAACAUAUUAACAUAAUACUUUAUAUCCAUUAGUUUAAAUGUCUUUGAAAUCUGGUAUUUUACACUUGCAUCAUGUUACAAUUUGGAUCAGCAUACUUCAGGUGCUUAAGUGUGGCCUGAACCAGUUCUGGGGAAGGUGGAAUAAAAGCCAGGAAUUUACAAAACACACAGGUAAUUCUUCCACAUGAUCAAGUUUGAGGCCACUAACCUAGACUGUCCUGUACACAAUCCAUUCUACAACCAUUACUGAAUUAACAUUUGAAAAAAAAAAUGCCCCUUUAAUUAUGUCAAUCUUAAGAACCUAGAAAACCCUGGUACCUCCAAUUCAAUCAACACAGAUAGGUAUUCACAGUUCUCUAAAAGUGACCUCAUUCAUCCGUCCAACCUACUCUUCAAUUAGAAAAUGUUUUGGAUUCUUACAUAAAGCUUUCCUAAGCAAAUAUUCAUUCAUUCAACAAAUAUUUGUUGAGAACCCACUAAAUGCCAUCAUGGAUCUUACAGGUGUUAAAAAAAAUAAAAUAAAAAUGGAAGUCACAGUUUAGAUAUACAUCAAGACCAACUGCCCAUAACCACAUAAACCAAAACUUAAGUCAUUCUGAUUUCCCUGAAAUGCUCUAAUCAUAAAUAUAAAACAUAAGCUUUACAUUUUUGUUAGUAUGAUUCCGUGAAAUUAAGCCAAUCAACUGUAGACAAAUCAACUUAAACAGCUGUCUGCCCCCCCCCCACCAAAAUCUUAAUGUAUAAGGACCAAUAAUGGAAAAGCUCAAAAUGCUUCCUCCUUUAUCCUUAUAAGCUGUGCUGUUACUGGUGAGUGCAAGCUUCUUACCACCCUUCCCACUUGAUUUGAAGUCUCCUGGAUUCUGAUCUGUACUUUUUCUAUGACAAUAAACUUUUAGAUUCAUCCUAAUUUUAUUUUUGAUACAGGAAAACAGACCAAGUAUAACACAAACCAUUACACAAUUUUUUACAAUAAAAUAAAUGCUCUGAAAUAGCACUAUGAGAUGCUAUGAAAAUACUUCAGAGAGGUCCUUAUACAGUCUGAAGGGCCAAGGAAAAUGUCUUUAAGCAAAGUAACAUUUAAGUUAAGAAAGGGUGUGAAUAUAAUUAGGAAUCUGAGCAGAUAAAAUGAAAUUUCUAGGUAGAGAAGGAAUAUACAUUAUGGAAAGCACUAAGGUGGAAAAGAACAUGGAGGGCCAAGUUACUGAAAGAAGCAGACAGAUGAGGAAAGUAAUCUGAUAGGGGGCUUCCCAGGCAGGCAGAAACCUGAUAAAGCCAAACUCAUGAGCUUCCAAUUUUCCUUUAAAAAAAAAAGUAUAAAUAUUUAAACCAAAGUAGACUACAAACUCCUCAAAAGACACAGAGCAUUCCUUCUAAACCUCAUGUCUUAUGUCUCCUCAUAGAGUACAGAUAUUUAGUACUUCCUCUGUACAUAGAAAAAUCGUAAUUAUGCCAGCCUUUUAAUUUCUAGAAUUUCCAGGUUAUACUAACAAUUAUGUGUAGCUUCAGGUAACUUAAAAAGCACAUUAUCAUGAAACUCGAGAAAACCUUUCCUAAAGUGCUGAGUUUUAACAUAAAAUUCCUUAGAAAGAGAGGCAGUUUUUAUGUGGAAAAACAUGGGCACCAUGGUCUACCAGCGUGAUGCCAAAUUCUAGCUCUACCCAAGCUCCCAGUGGAAGGGGUGAAGGACAUCCAACUCCCUUGCUUCUUUACUCCUCACUUUCCCUGACAUUGUUCUUCAUAUCAAAGAUUGUGAUUUAUACACACACAGAGAUUUAAAGGAUUUAAGGAAAAAAAUUUUACUGGGUCAAGUCAACCUGUUACCUAUCACACCCAUGCCUUACUCUUCCAACUGAUCGAAACAUGAUAUACAACGCUGUACAGGCAGAAUUCUAAGCUAGUUCCCCACAUUCCUGUCCCCUAGAGAGCGCAUCUACAUAAUCCCCUCCCCUGGAGUUUGGGUAGAACCUACAAAUAUGAGCAGAUAUCACUUCUGGGACUAGGUUCAUCAAAAGGGAGAUCUGACUGAGUCUGACUUAAUAAGGUGAGCCUUUAAAAGGGGCUGGGGGCUCCCGAAAGCCACGGAGAUGGGAAGUGUUAGAAGGCCUGUGAAAGGUCUAGCUGACAUACAGCUGGCCUCUGGCCAACAGCUGGAGAGACAAAAAGGGACCUCAGUCCAACAACCACAACGAAAUUCUGCCAGAGGGCUUAGAAGGACCCCAAACCUCAGAUGAGAUCCCACUUGCAGACCCUUUGAUUUCAACCUUGUGUGACUGAGCAAAGCCGUCAACUAUGCCACGUCCAGACUUCUGACCUACAGGACUGAGAAAACGAAUAGGUGUUGUUUUGAAGCCACUGAUUUGUGGUAAUUCGUUAUGCAGCAAUAGAAAACUAACAACACUCAAGUAUUUCUCAUAUAACGUCCGGCAGAUAUGAAAGUUUUUCAGGCGUCAUUUUACAAAUAUCUUCCUAGCUGCUUUAAGAAUAAAUUUUUCUCAAACUUGACAUGAACAUUAAUUGUGCAAUAUCUCCUUAAUAAUUCUCACCCUUUUCAAUGAAAAGUCAUUGAGCUUGGUGAGUCAAGAUUCACUGAAAUAUUCUUCAAUGUUGAUGGGCCUCUUUGGUGAGGUGACCUUAUUCCUGAACUGCCCCCUAAGGGUGGGCAGGGUGGACAGAACGCAGCCUGGACUUCCGGACGCAGCCCCUUACCGCCCCGGACUCGCCUACCCCUCUGGCCUCUGAGGAGUGCCCUAAGCCCAGGACAGACGUGGAAAAAGGGCAGUAAAAAGGAUGCAGUUCUUCUCUUUAAUCCCUAACCCAAUUUCUCGGGAAAAGCCGCGUUCCCACACAGAAGGCGAACCCUGUAAAGCUGUGGCUUGGCUGCCGCGCACGCAGUCGCUUUACGAAUUCCCAAAGCAUCUAGCGGAAGUUUAGACCGUUCACUAGGGGUCACAUGGGCCACUUCGCGAGCAGCUGGCGAACAGUUCCUUUCAGUUUGAAAGUAUCUUUGAAACUCGGAAAUUGUGCUCCUUGGUCUUUCAGUUCAUAAGCCUAGAGAGUGGCUACUGAAAUUGGAAUCGUCAUCUUCUUCCCUCGGCCCCAACUAAUAGACCACGACCAGAAGACAUACCCUAACCUACACCUACCGUAGUGUCACACCCGGCACAGCGCGACCAGGUCCACCAACUGCGCCUGCGCGAACCGGCCGCUCCCGCGACAUCGCAGGAAGGCUGAGAGAAAGGGCAGGUCUCCGCUCCGUGGGGCUGGGCUUAAAGGCUCGUCGCGCCUGCGCAAAGGGCCUGACGACGUGCUGCGUCGUUACUUUUGAAACGCUUGGCGGGGAAGUGCUGUUGGAGCCGCUGUGGUUGCUGUCCGCGGAGUGGAAGCGCGUGCCUUUGUUUGUGUCCCUGGCCAUGGCGCUGCAGCUCUCCCGGGAGCAGGGAAUCACCCUGCGCGGGAGCGCCGAAAUCGUGGCCGAGUUCUUCUCAUUCGGCAUCAACAGCAUUUUAUAUCAGCGUGGCAUAUAUCCAUCUGAAACCUUUACUCGAGUGCAGAAAUACGGACUCACCUUGCUUGUAACUACUGAUCUUGAGCUCAUAAAAUACCUAAAUAAUGUGGUGGAACAACUGAAAGAUUGGUUAUACAAGUGUUCAGUUCAGAAACUGGUUGUAGUUAUCUCAAAUAUUGAAAGUGGUGAGGUCCUGGAAAGAUGGCAGUUUGAUAUUGAGUGUGACAAGACUGCAAAAGAUGACAGUGCACCCAGAGAAAAGUCUCAGAAAGCUAUCCAGGAUGAAAUCCGUUCAGUGAUCAGACAGAUCACAGCUACAGUGACAUUUCUGCCACUGUUGGAAGUUUCUUGUUCAUUUGAUCUGCUGAUUUAUACAGACAAAGAUUUGGUUGUACCUGAAAAAUGGGAAGAGUCGGGACCACAGUUUAUUACCAAUUCUGAGGAAGUCCGCCUUCGUUCAUUUACUACUACAAUCCACAAAGUAAAUAGCAUGGUGGCCUACAAAAUUCCUGUCAAUGACUGAGGAUGACAUGAGGAAAAUAAUGUAAUUGUAAUUUUGAAAUGUGGUUUUCCUGAAAUCAAGUCAUCUAUAGUUGAUAUGUUUUAUUUCAUUGGUUAAUUUUUACAUGGAGAAAACCAAAAUGAUACUUACUGAACUGUGUGUAAUUGUUCCUUUUAUUUUUUGGUACCUAUUUGACUUACCAUGGAGUUAACAUCAUGAAUUUAUUGCGCAUUGUUCAAAAGGAACCAGGAGGUUUUUUUGUCAACAUUGUGAUGUAUAUUCCUUUGAAGAUAGUAACUGUAGAUGGAAAAACUUGUGUUAUAAAGCUAGAUGCUUUCCUAAAUCAGAUGUUUUGGUCAAGUAGCUUGACUCAGUAUAGGUAGGGAGAUAUUUAAGUAUAAAAUACAACAAAGGAAGUCUAAAUAUUCAGAAUCUUUGUUAAGGUCCUGAAAGUAACUCAUAAUCUAUAAACAAUGAAAUAUUGCUGUAUAGCUCCUUUUGACCUUCAUUUCAUGUAUAGUUUUCCCUAUUGAAUCAGUUUCCAAUUAUUUGACUUUAAUUUAUGUAACUUGAACCUAUGAAGCAAUGGAUAUUGUACUGUUUAAUGUUCUGUGAUACAGAACUCUUAAAAAUGUUUUUUCGUGUGUUUUAUAAAAUCAAGUUUUAAGUGAAAGUGAGGAAAUAAAGUUAAGUUUGUUUUAAAUUUGUCUUAAAA